AUGUGGGGUUUAGUGGCACAAGGUCCAAAAAUGGACAUACUGCGCCAAACACACGGUUUUACAACUGGAGAAGACAUUGCAUCACUAAUAACGGAUGUCCUAUUGAGACUUCAACUUCCCUUAGAAGGAUUGAGAGGGCAAACCUAUGACGGAGCAGCAAAUAUGAACGGAAAUAAAAAAGGUGUCCAAAGCAUCUUAAUCGCAAAACAACCUCUUGCUGAUUAUAUUCACUGCGGUGCCCAUUGUUGCAAUCUAAUUAUGAAAAAUGUUUGUGAUUCUUCCAAAGAAGUGAGAAACUCCUUGGAUUACUUACAUCAGUUGGGAAAUUUAUUCUCAAAUGCUAAGGUAAAAUCUAUCUUUACAUAUAUUCAAGAAGAUUUGGCGCAAUGUCCUGUAAUCAAUGCCGGGAGAAUAAAGCCAUUGUGCCCUACGCGAUGGAUUUACAGGCAUUCUCAAAUCAACGAAGCUCUUAAAAAGUAUGACAUAAUUUUGAAAACCUUGGAAGAGCUGACAUCGAAAAAUUAUGAUGGGGCAAGUGGCCUACUGAACACUUUCCUAAAUGGAACGACAUAUUUAGGACUGAUAAUGGGGAAAAAAAUAAUCGAAAUGCUGGAGACAAUCAAUAAAUUAUUUCAAGGUAAAAAAAACACUUUGUCGGGUUUAUGUAAAUCUAUUGAAGUCAUGAUUCAAGGAUUGUCGGAUCUGAGAUCUGAAGAAAAUUUUUCAAAAGUUUUUGAGGAAUGUUCAGCAGCAAUUCAACAAAAUGAUCUGGAAGAAUUAUCACUUCCAAGGCAAAAAAAACCACCUAAGAGAUAUAGUGGACCUGCUCCUUCACACGGAUAUAAUUCGUGCGAAGAAUAUUAUCGCCAGCAAUUUUAUCACAUGGUUGAUACAGCGAUAAGUGGGUUAAAAAGUCGUAUUUUAGAUCAACCAGGUGUAAAAAAACAAAUUUUGUUGGAAAAUGUUCUGCUUAAGUUCGAAAAAUCGGAAAGUUUAAAUUGUUAUCCAGAAAUUGACGUAGAUGCCUUAAAAAUUGAGCUCCAACUUUUCCAUAAAAACUUUAAAGUCAAUUGCUUAGAUGAUGCGAGAAAAGCACUCUCUUCAACAAUCAAAGAAGUUAGAUGUUUAUUUAAAAGUGUUGAAAAUUUGGGUGAUUCAGUAGGAGUAGUCAUAUCAAAUGAAGAUGUUCAUCUGGACACUCUCAUGCCCACCACCGAGCCCAACAAGGGGAACAGAAACACUGGCUCUGAAUACAUCAGCCUCAGCAUUCUGCUCAGAGUAGCUCCAGAUAUAGCACUACACCAAAGGAGCGUGGAUCCGCCAAAGCUAUCAGAGCUCAGGGGCACUCCCCUGAUGCAGUACUAG
Parasteatoda tepidariorum (common house spider) is the source of this 1365-nucleotide messenger RNA. Its product is annotated as zinc finger MYM-type protein 1. NCBI's taxonomy places the organism in Eukaryota, Metazoa, Arthropoda, Arachnida, Araneae, Theridiidae. Gene Ontology annotation, molecular function: protein dimerization activity. The record is from RefSeq and is a predicted model, not a curated record.